Molecule: messenger RNA, 2567 nt
Organism: Corticium candelabrum
Lineage: Eukaryota; Metazoa; Porifera; Homoscleromorpha; Homosclerophorida; Plakinidae
Product: streptococcal hemagglutinin-like
Exons: 2
Coding region: 50-2254 (734 amino acids)
Source: RefSeq, a predicted model, not a curated record
AGUAAGCCCCUUGUUUCUCCGUUGAAACGAGUCGGGCAGACUUCUCGGCAUGGCAGUUCCUUCUUGGAAACAAGCAAUUUUAGAUAAGCGCAGAAAACAGGAAGCUGAAGAAGAGCGCCGCAAGAAGGACGAGGAAGCGAAGUUGUCGGCGAUACCAGCAUGGAAACGCUCUAUUAUGCAACGGAAGGAUGAGAGCAAGGCGCGAUCAUCUGCCACAAAGGCGUUGUUCGGCCCGAAGCCAUCCUCAAUAAAGCCACAAGAGAAAACACCUUCAGACAGCAAAGCAAUUGCAAAAUCUUCCACAGAAACAACGAUUGCUAAAUCAACAGAAGAAAAACGAAAAGUGGAAACAACCAGCCAAUGUAAAUGGUCCGAUAAGGGUAAGACGCCAAACGGAUCAGCCGUCGUGGAGAAGAACUUCAAACCUCAUGCGGCCACGCCUUCCCGUGAGAAAAUGGCUUUGAGAAGGACUGCUAGCAGUGAUGCGGCAGCAUCAAACAGCCCGUCUCCACACAAAACGAGGCGAUGGCCCGUCGUGGCGCCUCCAACGACGCUAGUGCGCUGUUCUUCGUCUCCUAGAAACACAAAGCGUGAAGUUGCUCAGGAGAUGGGCGUGCCCGAGGCGAAUGACCCAUCCGAGGAUUCGCCGACUCUGAAUCAGAGAAAAGAAACCUUCCAUGACCAAGUUGUCAAGACGUCGCCGACGGUCGCUAAGCAGCAAAAGAUGAAUCCGACAUCACCGCUUUUAGAGGAAAAGCCGUUCCCUGCAGCAAACACUCAGACUUCCAAGGAGAGUGUGAAGCGUGGCAGCGUGAAGAGUUUGAUGGGACUCUUUCAGGGUGAUAGGAAGACAGGCAAUAAAACAACAGUCAACUCGACUGCACGCAAGAUGGCAAUACAGCGUGGUGAACAUUCGAGUGAAGAGAGCAAAUUGAUUUCCAAGAUUUCGAUGGCAAGUGUUUCACAAGUACUUGAAAAUACCGCAGCUGCUUCCUCACCAGCACAGAAGGCUAAAGCUCAUUUGGCAGUUUCUGUUGAGAGCAAGUUGCCUGUGAGCACAUCUUCGGUUGUCAGCAAGACAGAACACUCUGUUACAUCGAAUGUUAUACCAACUAUGGAGUUCAAGGCAUCACAAGAAUUCGAACUUGCACUACGACAAUCAGUAUCUGAUCAAAAGGAAGUUGUAUUAGAAGAGAGACCGACAGAGAAACCUUCGAUGUCUUUCAUGAUGUAUCACACAAAAGUGGCUACUCGAUCUGAAGCUGUCACUACUACCACUACCACUGCAAUUCAGCAUCAGAAUCGAAACGAUCAAUUUGAAAAUAAGUAUGCGUCUUCUAAGGAUGAUGUGUUAUUGUCAGCUGUUUCUUCAGUCGAUCGAUCAUCAAAUGACACCAAAACACAAUGGGAAACCGAAGAAGAUGAACUGACUGUUACAUCGAUUGACGAUGUAAUCAAUAUAUCAGAUGAAGAAGAGCAACAUCAAAAGAUGAAAGAGACCAAAUCCGAGAACACCAGUCGUUUAGCCUCGACAUCUAUGACAACUGAACCUGCACAAUCAACAGCAACAAACCUAACGUCAGACAUUUCGACUCUUUUCGAAGACAACGUGGUGCACGAGAGACGAUCAUCUGCAACUCUGACACCACAGAAACAAGCUGAUGUGUCGGGGGUAAUCGGAGACGCACAAGCCAGUAGCGCAUUAAACAGUGCCACAAGCAGUGCACAAAACAGCGACUCUGAAUCAACAACAAGUGAACCAAGAAGAAAGUCAUCGUUAGUCGAUCGAAGCAAGCCAAGGAGGCAACGUCGAAGAGUCUCCUUUAAUGAAGUUCAAUUAGAAGUUGAACAUUACUACCCAAAGCCAAUCUAUGAAGAAGAAAUCGAGGCCAUUUCAAGCCCAGCUCGGUUGAUGGUGACAGACAUCGAUGAGACCGACGACAGCACUGUUAUAGCUGUGAAAGAAGAACGACAUCGAGAACAAAAGACAGGGCUAGCUCUCCCUCCACAUCCAAUUCUCCAGCCACAGCAGGCUAGUCCGUCUACUGGAUCACCGAGCAGCUAUCAGUUUGGUGCCUCUUUUCAUUCGUACCAACCACAGUUGAGCAGUUAUAGUCAUCUUCAAGGAACGCUAGAGAAGAAGAAGAAGAAGUCUAAAGACAAAAAGAACAAGAAGGAAGAACCAAAGGCACCACCCGAAUCGCCCAUUGAUUAUUCAAAGCUGAAUGAAGAAACUGCUGCCAUGCUUUGGUAAAGGCAAGUGCAUCAAGUGCAACAGUGUCCACGUGUGCUGCUGGAUUGUGAUGUGGUGUCAGAUGAAUGUGAACCUGUAUAGUGGACCUAAACACGUUUCACAUACAUGUCCACAGUCUAUACUUCUACUUAUUUUCAGAUACAACGUACGUUGUGCAUAUUCUAUUUUUGUAAUAGCUACUGAAGUUUUAAACGAACUAAUAAGUACUGGGUAUGUCAAAUAGACACACAAGCCCACAAAAUAUUUAGAAUGCAUUUUAACACAUCCGGGACCUAUACGGGUCUUCGUAGCGCACUAGAGAUGUACAUCUACU